This is a messenger RNA of Amoebophrya sp. A25, 570 nucleotides long. Lineage: Eukaryota; Dinophyceae; Syndiniales; Amoebophryaceae. The record is from the annotation of a GenBank genome assembly.
UCGCAAUUUUCCAGGAUCUUUAUGGGAGAGAGGGACUCGGAAAUGUCGUCAUAUCAUGAUUCUGUUCUAUCUCAAUUUUGAUUUUCAAUCGAAUGAAGAAGGAUUACUCAUGUUUGUGACGGUCAGACCCGAUAUUAUUAAUAUGAUGUUGACGGUCAGCGUCAGGCUCACUGAGAUUUACUUAGAUGGUUCUUCGUAUCACUUUAUUUUGCAAUAGCAAUGGGUUUAACCGAGACUGCCGUCCUGUCAUUUUUAGUGUACUUAGGUUGGGGCUGGAGUCACGAUCAAAGAUUUUUAUCACAAUGCGUUGCGUUGCAGCAAGUUAGUAGAGUCCAGCUUCAGGUUCUUACUUCAUCAUACCAGCAAAGCAUGUAUUUUCGACGAAUCAUAAUGAUUUGCAUGUAUCAAAAUAUAUGUUGAACAAGAGUAGUCCCGACUGAAAACGAAAAGCUGUAGCUUGAUUGAUGGCGUUCUUUUCUUUCCUCUUUCUUGCAUGGUCGCUACAUUUCCAAGGUGGUUUUUGAGCUUGAAAAAUGUCGAGAUCUAUGUUUGAUCUCUACCUUGAUGACG